This is a messenger RNA of Dicentrarchus labrax (European seabass), 4231 nucleotides long. It is a transcript of the gene pwwp2b, whose product is annotated as PWWP domain containing 2B. The transcript has 3 exons. Lineage: Eukaryota; Metazoa; Chordata; Actinopteri; Moronidae. The record is from RefSeq and is a predicted model, not a curated record. The coding region runs from base 373 to 2241 and encodes 622 amino acids. Gene Ontology annotation, cellular component: nucleoplasm; nucleus.
AACAUGGUAGAAAACGCAUCCACAGUCUCUUCCAUCCAUGCUCCGGGUUGUAAUGGCAGUGCAUAAAGAAAACGAGCCUCUCUUCCUCGCUGUGAAAAACGGAGGCAUCCCCGAGGUGAGAGCCAAAGUGAGGCAGGGGAAGGGUAGGCCUUGUCUUGGGAGAUUUUCUGCUCCUCCAGCAGCACAGAGAGCGUGAUGUCAGCGGUGGCAGUACUGUUGUAAUUGACUUGGUGGGGGUGAUGGCGUCAUUUUAUGCCCUGGUGUAGCCUCCUGCUCCAAUAGCGAAGGGGAGACGGAUCUUUAGCCGACGCGACCGUGGCUCCCUUGGCCGGGAUCGAGCACCGCCGAGCCGGACACUUGACGCCGGGAAACAUGGAGGCUGUGGCCGAGGAGCUGCGGGCCGGCUCUCGGGUACCUGUCACUAUCGAUCAAAUAGUUAACGAUACACUGGUGGUGACGCUGACCUAUCGAGAAAUGAGCUACACGGGGAUAUUACUCGACUGCAACAAGAAGUCCGGGCUAUUCUGCCUACCAGAUUUCACAGCAAAACCAGAGGAGUGCCCGAUACCUAAACCAGCUUGUGAAAUCACAGAAGUUCUGAGUGAGGAACCGGUUUCCAAAUCUCCCAGCCAGGCUUCACACAGACCAAAGGACGAAAACACUCUCCCUGAAAGCAGCAUACCUACUGCACCUCUUCCCUGCCCUGUACCCACACCAGUGCCAGCUGGACAGACUCCUUACCCUCCUUAUUUUGAAGGAGCCCCCUUCCCUCAGCCCUUAUGGGUGCGCCACAGCUACAGCCAAUGGGUACCUCAGCCCCCUCCGCGACCAAUCAAGAGAAAGAAGAGGCGAACGCGAGAGCCCGGGCGCAUGACUAUGAGUACUAUCCGUCUGCGGCCGCGGCAGGUACUAUGUGAAAAGUGCAAGAACACACUGAAUAGCGACGAGGACAGCAAAGACGGCAUGAGCAACUCUAAGACUUCUAGAAAAGAGAAUGCACUACAGAGCGACGAUGAGGGCGAUGACAAGGAUACCCCCUCUAAGCUGUCGAGAAAAGAGGAUGUAGUUGCAACCAAGGACACUAAGAGACGUGAAAACGGCACCAGCCUUGACAGCAAGCGCCUCAGGAAGGACAAAAGGGGAGAGGCUGAGGGGGAGAAGUUCCCUGGAGGUGACGUUAUCCCUCACAGUCCUGUCAUAAAGAUCUCAUACAGUACUCCACAGGGCAAGGGGGAGGUCAUAAAGAUCCCCUCGAGAGUCCACGGCUCGGUCAAGCCAUUCUGCCCCAAACAACUGGUGCAGAAUGGUGUCGGAGAAAAUGGCAAGACGCCUUCAGAUCCCUCCAAGGAGCAGCGUCACAUUCUAGAUGCCACGAGGUCUGGCCUCACCGUGUCCAUUCCCAAACUCAAACUAACCAGGCCUUUUACAACCGUGGGUCAGGACUUGCCUUCUCCAAAGAUGCACUUGAGACCCCCUCAGAGGGAGGGUGAGGAGAGCGUGGUCGAGUAUGAGGCAGAACUUGUAGGAGGCACCAGGAGACGAAGCCCCAGGGUGCCCGGCCCCUGCCUCCCCCACUCUGAAGACUCGGGGGAAGGCAAGAACUCUCUGGAGUUGUGGUCGGGGAGUUCAGGCGAGGAGGCGGAGCGCGGCCACAGCGACCUCACCCUUCUCAUCAAUUUCCGUAAACGUAAAGCAGAUUCUUCUAGCCUGUCGGUCUGCAGCAGCGACAGUCUAGACGAGUCCAAGUCCUUCAGCUCUGACGGCACCUCACCUGAACUGUGCGAUCUGGCUCCAGGCGAAGACCUGUCCGUAACCUCAUCCUCUGUACCCUCACGGGAAGACUGCAAGACAGUGCCGCCGCUUACGGUGCGACUUCACACCCGCAGCAUGACAAAGUGCGUAACGGAAGAGGGUCACGCCGUGGCGGUGGGCGACAUCGUGUGGGGGAAGAUUCACGGCUUCCCCUGGUGGCCGGCGCGCGUCCUCAGCAUCAGCGGCACCCGCAAGCAGGAGACGGCCAGUUGCGAGGCCCAGUGGCCCCAGGCGAAGGUGGCGUGGUUCGGUUCGCCCACCACCUCCCAGCUCUCCGUUGCCAAACUGUCGCCCUUCAGAGAGCUCUUCAGGUCCCGCUUCAACCGCAAGAAGAAAGGGAUGUACCGGAGAGCCAUCCUGGAGGCAGCCAAGGCCGUGGGUCACAUGAGCCCAGAGAUUACAUCGCUGCUUUCCCACUGCGACACGUAGAAGCCUGAGGACUGACUAGAGGACUGGUUUUUCUGAAUUCUCAGACUCUGUCAUCAAGACCCGGGAGGGGAGUACGUGAGGUUGCCACGGCUACUAUUUAUAUGCCGUUUUUUUUUUUUUCUUUUCUUUUUUUCUUCUUCACAAGGCUGGUUAAAAAAUGGCCGCCAAGGUGGAGUGUGGUUGAGACUGGAUAAGGGAGCAAAAGAAGAAAAAAAAGACCAGGCAUCUCAUGGUCUACUAUGAACUAAACAAUUCCUCCUUUUUUUUUUUUUUUUUUGUUUUAUUUUAUUUUCUAGAUUUAAUCAUAUUUCAAUAGAGCCGAAUAACGACACUACAAGGACCCAAAUGUAUUUAUUAUCUGUAAUGGUUUAUCAUGAUCCACCCUUCUACUACAGUCUCGCAAAAAACAAACAAACAAACAAACAAACAACCUCCCAGUCUGCUGCUGUCAUUAUCACGGCCCCCCCGCCGCUGAUGUGUUCGCUGCGAGGUCUAAACUCCGGCCAGAGGAAAGCCGGUGGCAUCUUCAAAGGAAUAAUAAUCUCUCCCCCCCUUGGAUACGAGACGUUUGACCACGGUUUGAAAAAAGUCUUACCCAGAAUCCUCUUCUGAAAAUGUGAACGGCUCCAUCCAGAGACAGUAGUGACUGUUCCAGCUCUUCUAGAGUCAGUGUUUCCCUCCUCGUAGCCUUCUGCGACAUUAGUUGGAUCUGUGGAUGUAUUUAUACCGAACUCUAUUCCUCUCCAGAAUCAUGUUUGUGUGUCUCUUCCAUUUCAUUUUUAACUUUAGGAGUGUCAGCGAACACCCCAAACCCCCCCACCACCACCACCCCCCCCAACUCUUUCCUGAUUUCUUUUUUUUUUUACAUCACUUUCAUUAUUUAAAGCGUCACAUUUAAGAAAAAAAAAGCACUUUAUCUGUACCUUGGUGGCCUGCUGUAAGCUCACUGUCUGAAACACUACUGCGAGAUACAGCCCUGAUAGGCAGCAGGGGAGUUCAGAAGUCUUUGUGGUUGACUAUCCUUGGCCUUGGAGAUACACACACAAAAAAAAUCUUUUUUUAUUUUAUUUUAUUGUACGACUUUUGGGGACACCAGACACGGAUGGUUGUGUACACUGUAUUCUCGCAUUUGACUUGUUUCUCUCUCAGCUUGUCUGACUCUCUCUCACACACACACACACACACACACACACACACACACACACACACACUAUACUACUACAAAAAUCCACGUUAAACAUUUCCACUGGAGAAACAUGGGUGAACAAACGUGUCAAAGCCCCCUAUGCAUUAUCAGUUAAAGCUUUAUGAGUGACUUUGGGAGAAAAAAAAACUAAACCAACAUGCUGUAAGAAUACUGUGAAUUCAACUGCUGAGUGUGCUGAAGAAAAGCUCGCUACUAGUCGGAGCCUGCAGUUAUUGAGUCAACCGGCAAAAGCAGACUGCAACGCUGACCUUUAGUGACCUUUGUGUUGAAAGCGGCACUGUUGGAAUCGGGGGAGGGAGGGUUGGGGAGGGGGGGGUUGCAGUGAAGGCGAGAGACCACGGCUGUCGAGCACAGCCCCCGGUCUGUAUUAAAAAACUUAACCGAAAAAGAUUGCACACACACAGUUGCGCUCAGCCAACCAGCCUGUCUCCUUUCCGCCUCUCUGGGAACACUUUGUUCAGCUCGAGGCUGAAAACUAGCUGGCUGUCAGUGGGAGAAGUGUGUUUAUUAGGGGGAGCAGGUAACGCACUCCUCCCAGUUUGAUAAUCCGCGGUUUGACUGUUUGCUGUCAAGCCCGGCUAGUUUCCAGGCAGCCUUGCACAACGAGGAGUGGGGAGAGUCUAAAUGUAUGUAUGCCUGAGAGGGGAAACGGUCGUCAGGAUUUUUUCCCGUGUAUGAGCAACAUGGCUAUCUACUGUUGCGCACGUUGGUCAAUGUUAUUGGCUACUUUUUUUUGUUUUCUUUUUUACAUGUACUGUACAUAAAAUAAAAUAUAAAGCAAUA